This is a messenger RNA of Volvox carteri f. nagariensis, 1029 nucleotides long. RefSeq names its product eukaryotic translation initiation factor 2B beta (gene eif2Bb). Lineage: Eukaryota; Viridiplantae; Chlorophyta; Chlorophyceae; Chlamydomonadales; Volvocaceae. Gene Ontology annotation, cellular component: eukaryotic translation initiation factor 2B complex. Bases 1 to 1029 code for a protein of 342 amino acids. The record is from RefSeq and is a predicted model, not a curated record. Gene Ontology annotation, biological process: translational initiation. The transcript has 8 exons. Gene Ontology annotation, molecular function: guanyl-nucleotide exchange factor activity; translation initiation factor activity.
AUGUUGGUGCUCAGGCAAAUCGAGGGGUCUCUGCCUUGCGCGAAGAAGACCCUUGACGUCCUGCGCUUGAUCGUGACCAACAAGAAGCACAGCACGGCUGCGGCGCUCAUCGACGAAAUGCGUUCUGUGGGGUAUAAAAUGCAGACUGCACGUCCCGUUGAGCUGGCAAUCGGCAACAUGGUCCGCAGAGUUUUGCACAUCAUCCGCGAGGAAGCCAAGCAGGAGGAGUUCGAUGACGUCAAACCCACGUUGACACAGCCCUCAACGCAGGAAGCGAUGCGCAACCCGGUAUGCAAAGAGUCAUGGCACCGUGUUUUGCUUUCCCCACACGAGGUGAUUGAGUCCAUCAACGAAUUGAUUGACGAGCUUGACCAUAUACAGGGCAGCAUUACGGCGCAGGGCGUGGAGCACAUACACGCUAACGAGGUAAUCCUGACCAUGGGUAUGUCGGACACGACCUACCUCUUCCUGAAAGAAGCCGCCAAGAAGCGCGAGUUCCAGGUCGUCGUGGCGGAGGGCGCUCCCCGCUUCGACGGCCACCUCAUGGCCCGGAGGCUGGCGGAUGCGGGCAUCCAAACAACACUCAUCGCUGAUUCGGCCGUGUACGCCAUGAUGGCGCGAGCUAACAAGGUGCUGGUGGGGGCCCACGCGGUGUUGGCGAACGGCGGUGUGGUGGCCCCGGUGGGGAUGCACCUGGUGGCGCUGUCGGCCCGGCGCCAUUCCAUCCCCUUCGUGGUGCUCGUGGGGCUGCACAAACUGUCACCGUUAUUUCCAACCGACCCGGAUUUGCUGUAUAACGCGGCGACUGCUGGGGGGGUCGGUGCACCCCCUCGGUGGAACCCCCUCCCCGGCAAUGUACACGUGCCGACACCCCUGUUCGACUACGUGCCGCCGCACCUCAUCUCACUCUUCAUCACGGAUAUGGGCGGUCGUACACCGUCGUACGUGUACCGCCUCCUGACCGAGUAUUAUUCCCGGAAUGAUUACUUUUUGUCUCGGGAGGUGUUCGGGAAGGACGGUGUACGGUGA